Molecule: messenger RNA, 3085 nt
Organism: Nycticebus coucang (slow loris)
Lineage: Eukaryota; Metazoa; Chordata; Mammalia; Primates; Lorisidae
Product: cuticle collagen 7-like
Exons: 2
Coding region: 1-402 (133 amino acids)
Source: RefSeq, a predicted model, not a curated record
AUGCGCUGGCAAAGGCGGAGACGGAGGCGGCGGCUCGGGCGGUCCGCGGGGCCGGCGACUGCGGGCGCGGCGCGGCUGCUCACCUGCCGGCCGGUGAGAGCGCCGGCGCGUGGGGGCGGGCGCGGUGCCCGUGGGCCUGGGCGUGGGGCCGUGCGCGUCGCGCCCCGCCUCCGGUCUCCGGGGCCGUCGGCCAGUGGGUCUCUGCCUCCUCCCCGCUCCUCCCCGCAACCUCCGCCGCCGUCACCGGGACAAAGCGGCUCCGGGGAGGGGCCGAGCCAGCAGCUCUGGCUGAAGCCGGCGGAGAUGGGCGCGUCCCUAGCUCCGACUCAUCGGGCCAACCUCCAAUCAGACCCCGGGAAGCCGAAAGCCCCUGUGUGGCCUCCUCUCAUCUCCUCCUCCUGACCCUGCGCCCUUCCUGGUCCCCCACCCACUCCACCUCCCGGGCUGUCACCCUGCCCUCAGCCACACACCCGCUCCUCUCCGCUCCAGGUGCUGGAGAGUAAGUAGAACCCUCUGGGGACCCAGCGCGGGAGCCAGUCCGCAGGAGUCCUGGCCUCACCGGGAGAGGCUCCUGGGGGCCUCGCUGGGGUGGGGGCCUUCUGGGGGUCAAGGUGCGGAGAGGGCCGAUUCUGAAGCUAAGAGCGGGUGUGCAGCCACAGGCGGGGAGAAACUGAGAGAGUAGCAGACUGGCAGUGGGGAGUGCUGAGAACCAGCACUCUUACGCGGCAGUGAAUGAUCCCCGACUCCCCUAACCGAGGACGUGUGGGGACGCCCCUGCCCGGCUGCUGCGCGCGGCUGGCAUUGGCGCUAGCGCCCCCUGGCUGGAGCCCUGCGGCCGGCCCAGUCCAGGCCCGGAGGUGCCCUGCUCAGGCUUCGCAGCUUUACUAGGAUUCGCAGCCCUCAGACCUGGGGACAGACGGGCUCGGCUUCAGGGACUCCUAUUGUGCGAGAGCCGGUGACACAAGGAAUGCGAGGCCAGGAUCAUACUGCAAGCGGGACUGAAGGUGAAGCAGAAUCCAGGGUAGAUCUGGUGCUCGACAGAGUUAACACGGGUGGAAGGCUCAGCUUUACAAAAAGAAAAAAAGCAAUUCAGAGAGGUGAGGAAGCCUUGUGGCUUUACAGUGUCACAGAUAUGGACAAGGCAGACCCCUUCAGAGGACGUUUCCUCCCUCCGUCUCUCUCCUUCUACACCCUCUGCAGCAUACUGCGUCUGCAACGACGAGGCUGUCACUCAGCUAUGUUAACAAAGGCUUCAAGUGGAAUAUGUACAACCAGACCUAGUACAACUUUGACAACCUCCCACCCAAGAUUGUGCAGGGCUACAAGUCCAACAGCUUCUGCCUGGACCUUGAUGAGCACUUAACACCAGAGUACUUCCUGGAGAUUUGUCCAAACAGGGCCUUUCCAUGCUGUGCCUCCAUGCAGAACCACCCCCCACAGACGGCUUUCAAGACCACAUCUGCACCCGUGUGUAUCCAUCUGCACGGCCAGCUUACUGGUGGCGUCUCUGAGCUCUGAUGGCCCUCAAACACUAUGACUAUGGGUGGUGGUGUGCCUAGGGAUGGACACAUUGAUCCCUAGGAACAUACAACAAAAAUGGUACAUUUGGGAUCAGGACUGAGCAAAUCCAGAAGGCAUCAGUAAGGUACAGAAACAGAUCACCCCUGUUCUACGGAUACAUCUCUGUCAACUUAUACCUUUGACCUGUUGGGUGUGACUAGUGGUCAGAGGAGGAAUCAUCUUGGGCCUGGGUGACAUAGACGUUAGCUUAAUAUGUUGCAGCAGCUGUAAAUGGACUUCUACUCCACUCGGCUGCAUUCAGGUUCUCCCAAAGGAGAGGGUCAGGGGAAAUUCUCCACUGGGCAAAUUUGAACAGUACACAUGGCCAUCUCUUUUGUGCACAGGUGCAAAUAUACAUAAAUCCUUGGGCAGUUAUAAAUGGUUUCGUUGGUUAGUUAAAAGGCCUGAAGGAACAAAUUUGAAAGAUAAGAGACAAAGAUAUGGGGGACUUACAGAGGGAGCACCAAGUGCGUGGGGCUCUGUAUGCCACGUUACUGUCCAGCAGAAUCAUCUGCUGAAGAGAUUGCUCUCAUCAGCCGCCCUGUAGUUACCGCCUGCCUCUCUCCCUCCCGCUCCACUGCUUCCUCAGUGCACCCAGGAAUGUUGCGGCUACGGUCGAAGAGAUGCAGGUUGUGCUUUUACCAAAGCUGAUAUAGCCAUUGCUGCUGCUAAAUGCAUGGACUUCCAGGAGCAGAGAGCCAGGCAGAGUCUAAAUAUAAUACCAUCUUUCAAGGGAAGGACUCACCCCUUGGAGCUCCGCUACGCUGAAGGGGGCAGCAACUUAUCCUUUCUGGAAUUGACCCUACGUCUGAUGUGUUUGCUUUUCCCGCCUGCAGUGCUUCUGUAAACAGCAGUUUUGGUCACUUCCUGUACACCUUAUGGUUAUGGGGAGAGCUGAACUCCCAAUACCUGAUGGAGGAUAGAUGAGACAGAUGGCAGAUUAUUAACCGUAUACUCACAGCUGGGAAGGAGAACAUCACAUGUCACAUGGGGCCACAUAGGAGUUUCACUCAGGAAUAGAAAGAACAUCCAGGGACUAGGGAGCCAGGCUUUGUAGUACCAAGAGGAUAGGAUGACCUCUGGUGCUUCCUUGAAUAAUCCCACAGGCUGGCAGAGAUCUGAAACCCAUUACUGAGAGAUAGGCAGAGACUGUGCCUGGUUUCUUUGAAAAGCCAAGUUAUUUGGCCAGGGGGAUCUCGCGUAUGUGGGCAGAGCAAGGAGGGGAGCUUGUUAUUAAGCCACUUGGGGCUCUUCCGCUUCAGAUGUCAAGUCAGUAUAUAAGACGUGGCCUAAUUGUAGGGCUCUCCAGAACAACAGCACCUCCAGAGGUUUUACAAAACGCCUACUGCUGCAUAAUAUUCCAUGGUGUACAUAUAUCACAAUUUAUUAAUCCAUUCAUGGAUCGAUGGGCAUAACCAGUGUGAUGAAAAUGUGUCAAAUGGUCUAUGAAACUAGUGUAUGGUGUACCCCAUGAUCACAUUAAUGUACACAGCUAUGAUUUAAUAAAAUAAAAUUAAAAAAAAUG